CCUUCGUGCAAACUCCGAUACCCUUCUCAUUAUGUGAACAAGUCAUUCGAUCGAUCAAUAAUUCAAUCGAAACAUAAAUUGACCUAUGGGGACGACGGGUGGGAGCGACAUGAAGACGGGAUUUGCCAAGCUGCAAGGUGAAGACUUCGAAUACUACAUGCAAACCUACUCCAUAAUGCUCGGCCGCAACUCCAAGAAAUCCACCGUCGACGUCGACUUAUCGGGCCUCGGAGGCGGUAUGAACAUUUCCCGCUACCACGCCCGCAUAUUCUACAACUUCACCCGACGCCGUUUCACGCUCAAAAUCCUCGGCAAAAACGGCUAUCUCGUCGAAGGCAUCCUCCACCUCUCUGGUACCACUCCCGUCAAGCUCGAUUCACAAGACCUCCUCCAGAUCGGCGACAAGUAGUUUUACUUUCUUCUCCCCGUGAGGAGUAUUCUCGGUGGAGCCCUUGCGUCGAGGCACCAU
This is a messenger RNA of Hibiscus syriacus, 469 nucleotides long. Its product is annotated as transcriptional activator FHA1-like. The transcript has a single exon. Gene Ontology annotation, molecular function: sequence-specific DNA binding; protein binding. The record is from RefSeq and is a predicted model, not a curated record. Gene Ontology annotation, biological process: regulation of ribosomal protein gene transcription by RNA polymerase II. NCBI's taxonomy places the organism in Eukaryota, Viridiplantae, Streptophyta, Magnoliopsida, Malvales, Malvaceae. The coding region runs from base 86 to 409 and encodes 107 amino acids. Gene Ontology annotation, cellular component: nucleus.